GACUCUGCUACUUUGUACUAUAAAAGGUUGCCUCAGUGCGUCGAGCAGUUCAGUCUUCGAUUAGAAUGCCAAUGUGCAGGACACGUAAACGUUAGUGUUAAGUGUUUUUGAAACGAACGCGCAGAGCAAAAGCAACAUUAUUCGCACAUAUAAAAUACAAUUGGAAUACAGUGAAGUGCCAGCGCGUUGCUCAAGAAGAAGAAACAUAAAAUAAGUUAAUCGAAUAAUAAAAUAAAAGAAAAGUGUGUGAAUUUUAUUUAGUUUACGAAAAUAUUGCAACUAAAUAAUAAUUGUGUGCAACUGACAAAAUUUUACGGGCGCGUCUUUACUUAACAACAAAUUACAACAAGAAAGCGCUUACUUCACGUGAUAAACGCACAGCAGCCGUGACAGUAGCCGAGCAGCCGAAGUGCGCGUUGCCUAUUAUUUGGUAUCCACAAAUUGGAACUCUCAUAAAUGCCACGCCGCGAGUGCACAACACUUGCAACACAAAUGAAAAUUUAUUAGCAUUUAAUUUGAUUUGAUUAAAUGUGUAUACUUAACAGUGCGGCAGUGGCGGAAAGCCAGCAAAACGAACACAAUUGAUUGGCAGCGGUCAAGUGUAUAUAUUUCCGGAAAAAGUAUACUACACAAGCCUUGUGGCAAGUGCACCGCGUGUACAUUGUAUGUGUUUUUGUGCAAAUUUUACGAACUAAACGAACGCUGGUGUAUGCCGAAAAUAGCAAAUAACGGUCAGAGGACUAAAAUAGACGCAUACAGGCAGCGCUAGUCGCCAAAAGUACGACACGAAGGAGCAAACGCCGAAGUCUAAGCAUUUAGCUGUGUGUUGCACGGUUUUGUACUGGCUUUUUGGUGCUUUUGUGGGCGAAUGAACGAGCGAGUGGCAGAGCCAAAAUUAAAGUCGAAAAAUACUUCGUGAAAAAUCAAGCGAAAAACACAAGGAUUUGUGGCGAACGAACUUUAACGAAACGAAAAGCUGAGUGAAACUCGCGUGGAAAAUAAGGAAAGUUCAUACAGUUGUUUGAAAAAAAUUGUAAAAAUACAACAAAAAUAUAAAAAGGUCAAUUUAAGCAAAAAAUAUAAAUUUUGUAAAUAAAUGACUGUAAAAAUUGCGUUAAAAAACAAAUUAAAAAAGUAAAAUUUAUAAAAAUUAUUAUAAAUUUAAAGUUGAAAAAAUUAAAUAAAAUAAAAAUAAUAAUUGAAAUACUACGUAAAGCCUACAAUAAAUACACAAAACGAAAAGUAAUUAAUUCCAAUACCAAAAACGUCAUGUUGCACGUUCGUGUUGCAAGCCAUGUUGCACGUAUGCUUAAGUAAUGCACAUUAACAUAAAAACAAUGCAAAUUGCAGCCAACAAGCGCACAUUUAUUAUUAAAAAAUAUUAACUCUACAUCGCCUUGUGGCAAGUAUCGCGUUAUGUGUGCAACUAAAAGUGUAUAGUAAAUGUUAAAAACGCACAACAAUGCGCAAAACAACAUUUGAAACUAUAACUGCAAGCAAUUGAGGCCAUAAAUUAAACCACAUUUAACACACACCAACAACACCACUACUUGCAACAUCCUAUUUAAUUUUUAAUUGCACCGCACUGUUUAAUUAAAUUCUUACACAAUGGCCAACUACUAUUUACAAAAACAACAAAGUACACAAAAAUUCUACCAACAUGCCACACUAGUCAUCACCGUGCUGCUAACGCUCAUAGCUGGCGGCAAUAUGCAGCAGCAACAGCAGUUGAUGCAACAAGCGCCCAGCUUGCAGCAGCAGCAGCAGCAACAACAUCAACAGCAGCAGCUGCAUGCGAGCAAUAGCAAACAGCAGUCACAGCAAGCGCAGCAGCAUCAGCAACACUCCAACGCCAUUAUGGGCGAGGCGGGCGUGACCAAUUCACAGUUGCCACAACCGCCUACGGCGACACAUUAUGGCGGCGCCAAUCUGCAGCCGGGUCUCGCAGGCGGCAUGCUUGCCGGCACUGCAGCGCAGGAUCCACGCUAUGAUGCGCCCGAUGAUUGCCAUUUUUUGCCCGCGGCCGGGCCGGAUAAUCCAGAGAUAGCGCUCACCUGCAAUCUGCGUACGGUCAAUAGCGAAUUCGAUACGACCAAUUUCAGUGUGAUACCCGCCGAGCAUACGGUGGCGUUGCAUGUCUUGUGCAACGAUGAAAUUAUGGCGAAGAGCUCGCUGGAGGCGCGCUCCUUUGCGCAUUUGGUGCGUCUGCAGGAGCUCUCCAUCCAAUACUGCAAGUUGGCCAAGUUCAAUCGACAUGUGCUGGAGGGUUUGGCACAGUUACGCAAUCUGACAGUGCGCACCAAUAAUAUACUCUGGCCCACGAUCAAUUUCGACAUUGAAGCCGAUGCCUUCGCGGUGGCCAAAAAUUUGGAACGUUUGGAUUUGUCAUCGAAUAAUAUUUGGUCCUUGCCGGAUAACAUCUUUUGUGCGUUGAGCGGUUUGUCAUCGCUGAAUAUGAGCGAGAAUCGUUUACAGGAUGUGAAUGAGUUGGGUUUUCGUGAACGCACACGUGAACAAGCGGCUAAUACGGAACACUCCACCGCAGCAACGCCUGAAGUGUCGACGAGGCGUCAGCAAACUGGCAGCAACGCUAGCAACACCAGUUGCAAUUUAGAUUUGGAGAUACUAGAUGUGUCUUACAAUCAUUUUGUCUUGCUACCGGCCAACGGUUUUGGCACGUUGCGCCGUUUGCGUGUGCUGCAAGUGAACAACAAUGAGAUCUCCAUGAUCGCGGAUAAGGCGCUGAGUGGUCUCAAGAAUCUGCAAAUACUCAACCUCAGUUCGAAUAAAAUUGUCGCCUUGCCUUCCGAACUCUUCACCGAGCAAGCUGGCACAAUACAGGAGGUAUACUUGCAAAACAACUCGAUUAGCGUGCUCUCACCUAAACUUUUCUCCAAUCUCGAUCAAUUGCAAGCGCUUGAUCUGUCACACAAUCAGAUCACCUCAACUUGGAUCGAUCGUAGCACAUUUGUGGGUCUGAUACGUCUGGUAUUACUCAAUUUGGCGCACAAUAAACUCACCAAACUCGAACCGGAGAUCUUCACUGAUCUCUACACACUACAGAUCUUGAAUCUACGUCACAAUCAGCUGGAGAAUGUCGCCGCCGAUACAUUUGCGCCCAUGAAUAAUCUACACACACUUUUGCUCUCACAUAAUCGUCUCAAAUACUUGGAUGCUUAUGCGCUCAAUGGGCUCUAUGUGUUAUCACUGCUCUCUUUGGACAAUAAUGCUUUGAUUGGCGUGCAUCCUGAGGCCUUUCGCAAUUGUAGCUCACUACAAGAUCUCAAUUUGAAUGGCAAUCAGUUGAAGACAGUACCCUUAGCAUUGAGAAACAUGCGUUUGCUACGCACGGUGGAUCUUGGUGAGAAUAUGAUUACUGUGCUGGAGGAUAACGCCUUCAAGGGCUUGGGUAAUCUUUAUGGUCUCCGCUUAAUUGGCAACUUUUUGGAGAAUAUCACAAUGAAUGCUUUCAAGGAUCUUCCGAGCUUGCAGAUACUCAAUCUCGCACGUAAUCGCAUUGGCGUUGUGGAGCCUGGCGCCUUUGAGAUGACCUCGAGCAUACAAGCGAUACGUUUGGAUGGUAACGACUUAAGCGAGAUCAACGGGUUGUUCAGCAAUAUGCCUUCCUUACUCUGGCUGAAUAUCUCAGAUAAUCGUUUGGAGCACUUUGACUACGCGCACGUGCCCAAUACGCUGCAAUGGCUGGAUCUGCAUAAGAACCGUUUGGGCGAGCUCUCCAAUCGUUUCAGCCUCGACACGCAAAUACGUCUGCAGACUUUGGAUGCGAGUUUCAAUCAAAUACAACGCAUUUCGCCCUCCUCUAUACCGAACUCUAUCGAAUUACUUUUCCUCAACGACAACCUCAUACACAUCGUCGAUCCGGACACUUUCAUGCAUAAGUCCAAUUUGACGCGCGUCGAUCUCUAUGCCAAUCAGAUCAGCACGCUGGACAUCAAAUCGUUACGCAUACUGCCCGUACAUGAACUGCGUUCGCUGCCUGAGUUCUACAUUGGCGGCAAUCCUUUCACAUGCGACUGCAACAUCGAUUGGCUGCAGAAGAUUAACCACAUUAAGUCGCGACAGUAUCCGCGUAUUAUGGACUUGGAGACCAUCUAUUGCAAACUGCUGAAUAACCGCGAACGCGCUUACAUACCACUCAUCGAUGCGGAGCCCAAGCAUUUCCUAUGCACUUACAAGACACAUUGCUUCGCGGUCUGCCAUUGCUGUGAGUUCGACGCUUGCGACUGCGAGAUGACCUGCCCCACAAAUUGUACUUGUUUCCACGACCAAACGUGGUCGACGAAUAUUGUGGAAUGCUCUGGCGCUGGCUACACGCAAAUGCCACGCAAGGUGCCCAUGGACACCACCGAGUUGUACAUCGAUGGCAACAAUUUUGCUGAGCUGCCAGGGCACACCUUCUUGGGACGCAAAAAUCUCGCUGUACUCUUCGUCAACAACUCGAAUGUACAUUCACUGCAUAACACAACCUUCAGCGGUCUCCGUAGGCUGUUGGUGCUGCAUCUCGAGGACAAUCACAUCGCCGAGGUGCGUGGCGAUGAGUUCAGCAAUCUGGAGAACCUGCGCGAACUCUACCUACAAAACAACCGCAUAGCCAGUGUUGGCAAUGGCAGUUUUGAGGCUUUACGUAAGUUGGAAGUGCUGCGUUUGGACGGCAAUCGGCUGGUGCACUUCGAGGUCUGGCAGUUGGCACUCAACCCAUACUUAGUCGAGAUUGGACUCGCAGACAAUCAGUGGAGCUGCGAGUGCAGCUACUUGAUGCGCUUCCGCACCUACCUCGCACAAACGGCCGAAAAGAUUGUCGAUGCGGCACGCGUCUCCUGUGUCUACAACAAUGCCACCAGUGUCCUGCGCGAAAAAAACGGCACGAAGUGUACGCUACGUGGCGAUGAGGUCACCACAUAUGCACAUGCUAGCGAAAUCGAACAUCUACUGCCGCUGCUCUUAAUCGCCACAUGUGCCUUUGUCGGCUUCUUCGUGCUCAUCUUGGGCAUCUUCUGCUACCGCCACGAGCUCAAACUGUGGGCACAUACCAAUUGUCUGCUCAACAUGUGUUAUGCAGGCCGCAAUGCGCACGGUUUCGUCGAGUCGUUGGACAAAGAUCGUCUGUGUGACGCAUACUUUGCUUACAGCUUACAGGAUGAGCACUUCGUUAAUCAAAUAUUGGCACAGACGCUGGAACAUGACAUCGGCUAUCGCUUGUGUUUGCAUUAUCGUGAUGUGAAUAUCAAUGCGUACGUAACGGAUGCCAUCAUCGAGGCCGCGGAGAGCGCCAAGCAGUUUGUGGUCGUGUUAUCGAAGAAUUUCCUCUACAACGAAUGGACACGUUUCGAAUAUAAAUCAGCAUUGCACGAGAUGGUGAAGCGGCGCAAACGUCUGGUCUUCAUACUCUACGGUGAUUUGCCGCAACGCGACAUCGACAUGGAUAUGCGUCAUUACUUGCGUACGAGCACCUGCCUGGAAUGGGAUGAUAAAAAAUUCUGGCAAAAGCUACGCAUCGCACUGCCGCACAUACGUAAGCGACCAAUCACCGCCAAUUGUCUGGCCACGCGCUCGGCCGUGAACAUUUACGCUUCAGCGCACGAAUACCAGCCCGCAGGCGGCAACAGCACCGUUGGUGGUGGCGUUGGUCUGCCAAAUGGACACCUCAGCGGUGCAGGCAUUGGCGUUGAUAAGGCGCACUACUCCGACUGCAACAACUAUGCAACCAUCAAUGAUUGCGGCGUUGGCGCGCGCGGCUAUGCGCCCAUACCUACCGCCACUGCUGCCUGCAAGUUCAACACACUCAAUGAGCUCUCGCACAAAAUGCAUAAAAAUGAUUUGCUGAAUAACAUCGGCGGCGCCGGCAGCGGUAUGUGUGGCAUUGGGCUCGGCGGUGGCGCCAAAACGCUCGAUCAUCAUCACCACCUCCGCGCGCAUCAGCAGCACGAGUACGCGGUGCCCGCUUAUUUGGGUACGCUGAGCAAUGGCCAUGUGGGCGGCGGUGGUGGCAACGCGCCUACCUACGACAGCGUCGACUACGCCAAGCAGAAGCUUAGCGCCAGCAACAAUUGCGACAACUGCACUGUCGGCACACAGAAACGCGUCACUAAAGGUGGUCUACAUCCCAGCUUCUCAUCCAAUUUCACAGCGCCGCCUAACGGCACACUCACUGGCGCUUGCUACAACAGCUAUAAUUGCAAGAAACCAUGCAAUUGUGGCGCGCGCAAGCACGCGUCUGCCGCCAGUGAUGACGGCAUCAGCUGUCGCUGUGGCACCGCGAGCAGCGGCGCGCCAAAGGAGCUAGCCACUUCAACAGCGGCGCCAACGCCGGCGCUGGCUGCGUCUGCGACCACGUGCAGCAGCAAUAGCAGCAACAACAGCGAACGCAGCAGCAGCGUCACCAACAGCAGCAAUAACAGCACCAGCUCAGCGGGUAGCGGCAAUCGCCAACCAACCGAGCAGCUGGCACACUACGAAUCCAGUUUAUCGCUGAACGAGAGCGCGGCACUGAAUGGGCCACUGUGGGCGUAACAACAACUGGAUUUGGGUGGCGGCAUUGCGGGCGGUAAAACACGCAUGGCGGUCUGCUUGAAUGUGUAAGCGCGCCCCGAACCAAUUGCCUAGCAAACGCAAUGAAAAUUUCUAUGUAUUUUUAAGUGUGUAUGCGUGCGUGUGUAUAUGUGUCAGCAAGUGCUUCAAAUUGUGCUCGUGUGUAUGGGUUAGUGUUAAAAAUGUAAAGCGCGUCAAAGCGCCAGAGACAGACUGUGCAACCAGUGAAUUUAAUUAAACGCCUGCAAGCGCACACAUAUACAAAUGUGUGUGUGUGUGUGCGCAUAUGCGUAUGCAGGCAGUCAGGCAACUAGUAGUUCUUGUAUGUGGGCAGUGUAUGUGAAUUGUUCAGGACACUUGCUGUGGCACGCUUAGGCAGUGGCAUGUGUUGAAGCGACUCGCACAAAUAUGAGACUUUGUAAAAAGUAGCAAACCAAAAGCAAAACUAGCGAACUAAAAACAGAACAGAAAAAAGCAACAAAACAAACACAAAACAAAGCAAACAAACAAACUACGUAAAACCGCUAACUAGUUCUAGUUACUUAAAUUAUAAUUAUGAAAUUAAACUUAAAUUAUUACUUAACAACUAAGCACUUAGCAAAGCGAGGCAGGCAACUGAACAAAAUAAGAUGAAAUACAACAAAUGAUUUUCACUAGCAUUAGUAUUUACCAUAUAGCGGUUAAUAAGUGUGCUUGUGUGUGUGCGUGCGUGUUUAUUGUAUUUGUAUAUGCGUGUAAAUAUUUAAAGAUAUUUGAUUUCUUUUUGGACUUCAAUAUAGCAAAACGAUAAAGUUUGAAAAUUUAAAUAUAAAAAAUUAAAAUUGUUAAAUAGACUGAUAAAAUUAGUUAUUACGUUUAAGUUUCUUAUAAAUACUAAUUAUUAACAAACAAAAUGAAAAACACAAAGACAACUAAAAAAAUUUUAAAAUAAGUGAAAAAUGCAAAAUAAAGUUGAGAAUCUAUUAUUGGCGCUUAAACAAAAUUAAAAAAUAUUGUUUUCUCAUUUAAUUUGGCAAAAUUUUUAGGGAAGCGAUAUUUUGCAGUUGAGCAAACACAUUGCAUGAGGUGUUGGUAAUUUUAAUAAUAGAGAGAAAGGGUGUGAAAUGAAAAAUAAUUUUUUUUAGGAAAUCACAAUUUAAAAAGCAUUUGCAAAACUUAAUGUUAAAUUAAGACGAAGAUUUAUACAUUAAAUUAUUUUUCAUAUUUUUUAUAUUUGACUCAGAAGCUUCAAUUAUUUAAAGGUUUUUCAUAUUUUUUUUUAAUUUUUGACUCAGAGACUUUUGAAUUUUUCAUUCUUGACUAAAUAAGCUUCAUGUUCUUCAUAUUUUUAGUUUUUGACUCAGAGGCUUUAAAUAUCUAGUUAUUGUUUAUUUUAUAUUUCUUGGUUAUAGAGGCUGCAAAAAUUUAGUUAUUUCUUAUAUAUUUAAUUUUUCAUCAAAGUAGCUUUAAAAUUUUAAUUAUUUUUAUAAGUUUUGUUCGCUGUCGGUUUUUUCAGGAAAGGACAUUUUCAUUUCGCAAAAAUUUCAUAUUGAAAAUUUUUCAAAUCCCUCAAAUAACAAUACAACAGAUAGCCAUAAUAUUUGUAGUUCUCGAAUCAUGCUUCAAAAGUGCUAUUUUGUGGCGUAAUAAAAAAAUUCGUUAACAGCGCUUAAAGGUAGGCAAUGUUAAAAGUAAUUGCAUACUUUUGGGAUUAAUAUUUGUUGUUCUCGAAUCACGCUUCAAAUUUUUACUAAAAUAUCAGAAUAUGUAAUAAUUUUUUGGUAGACUAUGAUUGGUUUCUCGAAAUUAAAUAUUUUCAAUUUUUUUUAAGUCAAAUGUACUAUAUUGAAGAAUUGAGCUAAGAACAGUUGUCAGAGUUAGCAGUUCAAU
Messenger RNA from Bactrocera dorsalis (oriental fruit fly), 8418 nucleotides. It is a transcript of the gene Toll-6, whose product is annotated as toll-like receptor 6. Gene Ontology annotation, molecular function: protein binding. Gene Ontology annotation, biological process: signal transduction. NCBI's taxonomy places the organism in Eukaryota, Metazoa, Arthropoda, Insecta, Diptera, Tephritidae. The record is from RefSeq and is a predicted model, not a curated record. The transcript has a single exon. Bases 1609 to 6531 code for a protein of 1640 amino acids.